Hirsutella rhossiliensis is the source of this 1503-nucleotide messenger RNA. RefSeq names its product proline dehydrogenase domain-containing protein. NCBI's taxonomy places the organism in Eukaryota, Fungi, Ascomycota, Sordariomycetes, Hypocreales, Ophiocordycipitaceae. The transcript is spliced from 2 exons. The record is from RefSeq and is a predicted model, not a curated record. Gene Ontology annotation, molecular function: proline dehydrogenase activity; FAD binding. Gene Ontology annotation, cellular component: mitochondrion. The coding region runs from base 1 to 1503 and encodes 500 amino acids.
AUGAGACGGCCCGCUGUCGGCGUGUUUUCCUUUCGUCGGGCGUCCGCCGUGCGCGGCAACGCAUCACACUUCGAGCUUUGCUCUGCCUUUACUUCCCUCGCCCUGCGACCACCGCUAUCAUGGCUCGUCGCCUCGGCUCACCGCGGCCAGCGACGCGGCAUCCACUCGUCUGACAAGAAAUCGUCGACCAUGGCCGAAUUUCCCGGCACGGAGCCCCCGCCACCCUGCUCGGAGCCCAACCGCGGGGCGCCGCUUUCAGUCCUGCCGCUGAGCAUGGUCCUUCGCUCGCUGGGCACCAACAUCGUCUCGUCGUCGCCGCUGCUACUGCCGCCGUCGCUGCGCGUCAUGGCGAUGCUCGCGCAUAGCACUAGCCCCCUGCUCAACCCAGACCGCAAUCCGCUGCUGCGGUACGUGCUCAAGAAGUCCUUUUACGCCCAGUUCUGCGCAGGCGAAGACGCCGCCGAGGUCGGCCGGACCAUUGCCCGCCUCAAAGACAUCGGCUUCACCGGCGUCAUCCUCUGCUAUGCGAGGGAGGUGGUCCUGUCCGACAAGGAGGCCGGGAAGCUCGACAAGGUCGGCGAGGAGACACCCGAGACUGUUGAACGGGAAAUUCUCCCUUGGGCCGAGGGCACGCUCGAGACUGUGCGCCUGACGGAACCGGGUGACUUUGCCGCGCUCAAGUUCACUGGCGCCGGACGGGUGGCUCUGCAACGCCUUGCGCAUCGUCUGCCGGCAUCGCCAAUCUUGUACAAGUCCAUCGACUCCAUCUGCCAGCUCGCUCACGAGCGUGGCGUGCGCCUGCUCUUUGACGCGGAGCAGGACAUGCUGCAGGACGGCAUCGAUGACUGGACCAUAGAAUUCGCCCGCAAGUACAACAUGCUGCCCGACAACGCCACCAUCUACGGCACCUACCAGGCGUACAAGAAGUGUGCGCCCGCCGUGCUUUCGCGCCACCUGACCGAGGCCCGGGAGGGCGGCUUCAGCCUCGGCGUGAAGCUCGUUCGAGGCGCAUACCUAGGGUCAGAUCCCCGGAGCUGUUUCUUCGACACAAAGGCCGAGACAGACGCCUGCUACGAUGGCAUUGCGGCCAGCGUCCUGACGCGGCAGUGGGGCCCCGCGCUUCCGGGCGAGGGUGAGUUUCCCGCCGCUCACCUGAUGCUGGCGACUCACAACGCCGAGUCGGUGCGGCGAGCCCGCGCCAUCUGCGAUGCCGGGGGCGCCAAGUCGGACAUUUCUUUUGCGCAGCUGCAGGGCAUGGCGGACGAGAUCAGCUGCGAGCUGGUCGAGGCCAGCCAAUCUGCGCGCGGUGAGGGCGCAGGGCGGGUGCCGGUGCUGCCGGCUUACAAGUAUCUGGUCUGGGGAACGACUGGGGAGUGCAUGAAGUAUCUGCUGCGGCGCGCGCACGAGAACAAGGACGCGGUGCAGAGGACUCGGAGUGGCCGCGACGCCAUGUGGGCCGAGCUUGUUCGCCGGGUGAAGAAUACGCUUCACUUGUCUGUGUAG